Messenger RNA from Owenia fusiformis, 2145 nucleotides. Lineage: Eukaryota; Metazoa; Annelida; Polychaeta; Sabellida; Oweniidae. The record is from the annotation of a GenBank genome assembly.
ACAAACGAAAGUCAGUUAUAAAGAAUAUGAUAAGAGAUUCUUUGUAAUCGAUACUGAAACAUUUUAUUUCAAUAACCUUUAAAAAGAUAGUGAAUUGUACUCGCCAAAAUAUGCAAAAUGAAUCGAGUGACACUGAAGGUGAUUAAAGUUUUAAUUGGAUUUUUCGGAUUGUAUUUAUUCACUAAUGUAAUCAUCCUAAAUGAUGUAAAUAAUGUCAAUGAAAAUCUUGCAAUGGCUGAUAGAAUCUUGGCUAUUGCAAAUGAUGCUCUUAGCAAGGGUAACAAUGCACUGGACAAUGAUAAUGGUGCACUGAAUAGUGGCAAUAAAAGAAUGGUGAAUGAUAAUGGUGAAUUCAAGUACGGAAUUCAUAAAAACGGUGAAAUACAAAAUGAAAUUGAUACAAAUGAUGGCAAUGCUGAAAUAGUCAACAGAAAUGGGGAAAUAAACAAUGAAACUGAUGAACUGAAUUUCAACAAAAUCAGUAAAAAGAAAAAUGGUCAUAACGAAUUGACAAAUUCUCCGCAAACACAGGUGACACGAUUUGUAUACAUACCAAUGAUGAGGGGAGGUAGCAAAACCCUACAGUCAAUAUUUCAAAAAUUUAGUCAUGUUAGGAAUUUCUCUUAUGCUUUGCCUCUUCAUAAGAAAACAACCCUUGGAUGGCCAUAUAAGAUACAGGAACAAUGGAUCAAAAAAUCGUUGAAGGUCACAGGCUAUGACAUCAUAGCUGAAUCAACUGUUUUGAGCGAUGAACUUGACAAAAUUGCACCCAUGGAUGCUAAAUUCAUAACUAUGCUGCGUCACCCAUACAAUCAAUUCAAAUCAAUUUUUAAUCAUUUAGGUAUUGCAUCCAUUCUAAAUAUGGCAAAUGAUGAAUCCAGUCUUAAAACUUUUCUCUCGAACUUACAAAACCUGGAAACACAGCAUUUAUCAGAGCGUUGGAAUUCUUGUCUCCCAACUAAUGUAUCAUUGCUUCGUAACCCACAAUCAUUCACUUUGGGGAUAUACCCAAAUAGGGAUGGGGAUACUACAUCUAUGAACAUGCACGCAACAGAAGAGGCCUUUAAGAUGCUGGAAGAAAAAUUAAAUGUUGUGAUGAUAAUGGAGUACUUCUACGAGUCUCUAAUCUUGCUAAAAAGAAAAUUUAAGUGGACUUUUAAAGAGAUACUUCACCAUAAACGUGGUGUGAGAAACUAUCAAUACAAAACCAACCAGAAUUUGAAGCUGAUAAACAAACACAGACAAUAUAGUAAUAUCGACUAUAAAUUGUACAAGCAUUUCAAUAAUACAUUCUGGAAUACAAUUAAUUCGGAGCCCCGGGAAUCUGGAUUUUUUGCAGAAGUUGAAUAUUUCAGACAAAUUCAAAAUGAAAUGAUAGACUAUUGCGAAAAAUAUGGUAGCCUUAAUGACCUUGAGCCCAUGGUCGUUCCUCGCAGUAAGUGGAGUCCAAAGAUAGAGGUCUCUGUUGCAGAGUGCCCCAUUUAUAUAUAUUCGCAACUUAGAGACAUGCAGAGGCGAUAUGACCAAAAUGCUCCACAUAAUAUUCAAGAGGAAAAUCUAAAACGCAGUCAAGCUGCAAAAGAUUUCAGUUUUUGUUAAAUAUUGCGUCAGAGAAUCAAAAAAGGUAGAAUCUUCUCACAAAUGUGAUAAUAGUAAUGCUUCAGAUGCUUGUAUAUACAGGGUGUCAAAUAAAUAUGUUCUUCUCAUUUUAAUUUCAAAAGUGUGAACUUUUGUGCAUAAAAGUGCAUCUAUUUGAGCUAGUCAUCUGAAACUUCUUGUGAAGCUGGUCCAUGAAGCUUAGUUUUGAUGUGCUAAAGAACAACUCAGAUAUCAUGCAGACAAAAAAGUGAUGCAACAUUAUGUGUAUGUUAAAGCUAAGAAGGAUAUCAUAUUUAUUUGACACCCUGUAAUGCCUGCAUAUGUUAACAUUAAAAUGCACUUCUGAGUGACACUGAUUUUCAUACAGCUGAACACUGUACGUAACACCAUACUUGAACGGUACCACUCUUAAUGUACUGUAAUUAGGAACAGUUAUCUCAGAUUGGGAGUGUAGGCAAUAAUAUGCAACCAGAAAAAUUGUACAAGGAUAGGAAAAAAUAUAAAUAAUUGAACUCAUUGUACAGGGUGUUAAAAAAAAUGCAACCC